This is a messenger RNA of Hypomesus transpacificus, 1600 nucleotides long. RefSeq names its product SH3 domain binding glutamate-rich protein like (gene sh3bgrl). The record is from RefSeq and is a predicted model, not a curated record. The coding region runs from base 196 to 549 and encodes 117 amino acids. Lineage: Eukaryota; Metazoa; Chordata; Actinopteri; Osmeriformes; Osmeridae. Gene Ontology annotation, cellular component: cytoplasm. The transcript has 4 exons.
AAAGAAUGCGAGGUCCAUCAAGCGUUGAGUUGUAGCAUUUGCGCAGACUAAUCUGCGCUGUUGCUACCAGGAUUUGACUUCUAGUUGUUUUAUCUGAGUCAGUCAUCUCUUCAAGAUUAAUUUAAAAUUGCCUUCUUUCAAAGGAAAAAAAACUCCACAUUACUGGACCAUCGUCUGUGUCAGGGAUUCAAGAACAUGGUGAUCAAAGUGUACAUAGCAUCGUCCUCUGGCUCCACUUCGAUUAAGAAACAGCAGCAGGAUGUGAUGGGAUUCCUGGCGGCCAAUAAGAUUGAGUUUGAGGAGUGUGACAUAGCGGCCAAUGAAGACAACAGGAAGUGGAUGAGGGAGAACGUUCCGGAGGAAUCGCGGCCUGCUGCGGGGAACCCCCUCCCCCCACAGAUAUUCAAUGACAGCAAAUACUGUGGGAACUAUGAGGCAUUCUUUGAUGCCAGAGAGGACAAUGCUGUCUACGCUUUCCUGGGGCUGACCGCCCCGCCUGGCUCCAAGGAGGCCGAGGCUCUUGCCAAGAGAGAACAAGGGCAGCAGUAGCCAAACUGUGACCCUCAAAACACAAAAAACACCCGACCUAGAACCAGGACCGGAGGACCGCUAACGUCAUUUCAUCCCACUUCCGUCUCCAAUCAUACUAGCUCUUCAACUAUGUCUUGAAUGUUUUUAUCGUUGAUGUUGUUUUGUAAUCUUUGUUCAGCUGUGCCUUAUGCGAUCAGCUGACGCGAGGUACUAGAGCUGAGGAUGAUGUGAAACCAGCAACAACCCUGUGUUCCGCCAUCACACCUCAGCCCUAUUGGUCGAUCUGUUGGCAUGUUCAAACGUGUGGCAUCAUUUUUUUAUGUGUACUUGCACAAACAGACAUGAGAAAUUGUGUGCACACUUAGAAUGAUAGUCAAAACUAGUAUCUGCCAUAGAUGGGUUAGACCCAGACCUGAGUUGCUCACAUGGGUUUGUCAGAAUGGAUCAACAUGUUAUGUUUUCUGGUAACGUGAUCAGUGUUGAUCGUUUAAAUGAAUGCUUCAGGUCUGGCCUGUCCUCCCACCAGAAUCUUUAGCACCUUCAUCAAGAGUUAUUUUAUACCAAGGACCCUUUCUUAAUAAUUUGAUUAACUGUAUAUUGUUUUAUUACUGUUUCGAUAGCAAGCUCUUUUCUUUGAAAUGUGAUGAAACGAGACAACAUGCCAAAUCUUAAUCUGUAAAGGGAGCGGGGAGGAGAGUGGAGUUGUUUUGAUGUAAACGUUCAUCAUUGUCGAUAGGUAGAGGUGUGCAUGCGGUGAUAAUCUUAGUUUUGUUUCUUUUCCACAUUUUCCCUUCAAAGUUGUGUCAUCAUCUGCUUGGUCCUGCUGAGGCCUACUGCCCUCAGCUGGGGCAGAGACACAGGAUCCUCACUUAUACUCUGCUCCGUAGACAGUAACAUCUUUAAAAGCAAACUCCAUUGAGACGAUCUCUCUCUCCUCUCUGCCCUCUCUUUUUCUCUUGAUCAAUAUCUCAUUCUCUUUCUCAAUGUCUCCCUCCUCUCUUUUGUCUACCCUCCUGCUUCCCUAUGAUAGUCUUAUUUUUGUGUACAAUAAAGAUUUGAGUUUACAAAA